Arachis ipaensis is the source of this 2375-nucleotide messenger RNA. NCBI's taxonomy places the organism in Eukaryota, Viridiplantae, Streptophyta, Magnoliopsida, Fabales, Fabaceae. The record is from RefSeq and is a predicted model, not a curated record.
GGCUCUCUCAGUUUCUCUGCCAAUCAGACUCAGUAGUUCAAUCUUUCAUUCUCACUCAUUCUUCUGAACGCAUCGCUUUAGGGUUUUGUUUCACUUUACUUCCUCUUCCAGCAGAAAUGGAAACGGAGGAGUCAUGUCGCGUGGUUCCCUUUCAGCUCCAGUUCGAUAAACCCCUCCCUUCUCACGUUACAAUGGCGGAGUGGAAUCCCGAGAAGGACCUCCUCGCCAUGGUUACCCACGACUCCAAGAUCUUGCUCCACCGUUUCAAUUGGCAGCGCCUUUGGACCAUUUCCCCGGGAAAGUCCAUAACCUCCCUCUGUUGGCGUCCUGACGGCAAAGCCAUAGCUGUUGGACUUGACGAUGGAACUUUGUCACUCCAUGAUGUUGAAAAUGGAAAGUUGUUAAGAAGCUUAAAAUCGCAUUGUUCUGCUAUUAUAUGUCUCAACUGGGAGGAGGACAAUCACCUAGUUAGGGACGACUGCAGUCACACUUCAAAAUACGAAGAUAGAACCUCGCGUUUCUUUCCUCCUGCUCCAAAAGCUCCUCGGAUGCCUGGACUAGUAUCAGGAGAUAACGGCUUCAUGGAUGAUGGUGAAGAAUCAUUUCAGGAGUUAUCAAAUUCUUCUCUCCAGCGUUUCAACAUUCUAUGCAGUGGUGAUAAAGACGGAAAUAUUUGUUUUAGCAUAUUUGGUAUAUUCCCUAUAUCGAAAAUUAACAUAUAUGAUCUUACUUUUCCACUUUCCCGCGAGGGUGCAGAAACUACUUACAAACUUUUAAAUGCUUCUAUACACAAGGUGGCCUUAUCAAAAGAUCUUUGUAGAUUGAUAGUCAUGUGCUCAGGAGACCUUGUUGUGGUUGGUGAUGAAUUGAAGGAUGUUCACUUGGCUGGGCACAAUGAGCAUGGCCUGCAUUGCCUAGCACUUAAAACAUCUAUAUUCUGUGACAGGAAAAAUGAGCUUCAUCAAGUAGCUCAACAGGCUUCUAGCAUUGAGGAUUUGACUGAGGUUGUCCGAACAUCAUUAUCAGUCAUGUGUAGGCAAUGGUCUGAUGCGAUGCACACAUUUCAGGAGAAGUUCAGCUCUUUGUCUACUCUGAUUAUAGAUCAUGGAAUUGAUUCCUCUCCUCAAGAGGAGUUUCUGAGUCUUUUGGGUGGUGCAAGGACUAGUCCACCAGUUCAUCAAUUCCUUGUUAACACUCUUAGUGAAGUGGGUGUCAAGCGCAUUUCGAAGGUUAUCUGUGGUGCUGGCAAAGAACUCCAAAGUAUUGUCUUGGACCACCUCCAGCCUGCUGCGGAAGUCAUUGGAUUCAGAAUGGGAGAACUAAGAGGGCUUUCAAGAUGGCGUGCACGUUAUCAUGGCAUUGGCUUGGAUGAGUCACUUGUUAACAACGCAACAGAAAAGGCUGGUAUGCUACUUGUUCAAGUUGAACGAUUUAUGAGGGUUCUUUCAUCUGUCUUGCAGCAGUAUGCAAAUUUCUUCAACUGGCUCUUUAAAUGUAUAAAAUUGCUCAUGUCAGAACCAAGUGACCAGCUUCUACCAUAUAACAGCGAACUUAUUGUUAUAUUCCUGAAGUUUUUAUAUGAACAAGAUCCAGUUAAACAAUUGCUGGAAAUAUCAGAUGCAGACUAUGAUAUCGAAAUUGAUGUGGAAACAAUGCAAAGAAUUCGGGAAUUAGUUCAGUUUGGAGGAUUUUCUGACACUGAAUAUCUAAGAAGAACAUUGGCAAAAGAAUUCCAGCAGAUGGAAAUAAGCUUCAGAGAGGCUUUUGAAAUGCCUUUUAUUACGGUCUCAAGAAAAAUAUUAUGCGAGGAUUUUCUGCCGUUGUGUCCUCUUCCUUCUCUAUCAAAAGCACCUUCAUCCAUGAGAAUUCCCACUUCAGUAUCAUAUUAUGAGGUAUUUAUCUAAUCUUCAAUACGUCAGUCCCAGUUGUUGGGGCUUUUUAUGUUAUAUUUGUAUUUGUAUUUGAAUUUCAUCUCAGUUCUCUAAUUUGACAGAUAUCAAUGUGUGGAUCUGUCUUUGUAUAAGGAUAGUCAAAUUGUCAUGCUACUAAACAGAGCUACAAAGAGAUCAGAAAGCGCUGUAGAUGGCUGUAUGAUGAUUAUGCACGCAAGUGAUCUACCAUAUGUCUCUAUAUCAAGAUCUGCUUGUACAGACAACUGGACAUUGCAAGAACUGAAGGAUUCUGUGGCCCACUUGAACAUAGGGGACGAGAAAGCCCGCACCAUUCCGCAUUCUGUAACUGCUCCCUUGGCAGUUAGUGGUGAGUACUCUCUUCUCUGGGCAUCAAGAGGCGUGGCUUGUGUAUUUGCUGCGAGAAAGCGUGCCCUGGUCUACAUUUUGGAGGAAGAUGAGGAUGAAGUCUCAGAUGCAGAAUAA